Molecule: messenger RNA, 657 nt
Organism: Epinephelus lanceolatus (giant grouper)
Lineage: Eukaryota; Metazoa; Chordata; Actinopteri; Perciformes; Serranidae
Source: RefSeq, a predicted model, not a curated record
AUGGCACACCAUAACCACCCACUACCUACGCAGCUCUGUAGACCCACUGACCCCUUACCAAAGGGUACACCAACGGUCCAGGGCUACGACUUUAACCAAGGAAUCAACCACCACGCCCUGCUGCAGUCCUUUCUCAACACAGGUUACCAGGCUUCCCACUUUGGCAGAGCUGUCAUGGAGAUUAACAACAUGAUAAAAAAGCGUCAGCAACCAGGGAACUUGGUGAAUGGAAAAAAUCAGGAGGAUCCAUCCACCUGCCCCUGCCUCAGGGGCUGCACCAUCUUCCUCGGUUACACGUCAAAUCUCAUCAGCUGUGGAGUCAGGGAGAAUAUCCGCUACCUCGCUGAACACCAAAUGGUGGAUGUCUUGGUGACCACAGCUGGAGGUAUAGAGGAGGACCUGAUCAAGUGCAUGGGCCCGAUUUACAUGGGAGACUUUACCCUGCCUGGCAAGGAUCUGUACAGAAAAGGCCUUAACAGGCAAGGAAAUGUUCUGAUGCCUGAUGAAAACUAUAAUAUAUUUAAUGAAUUUAUUUUCUCUCUCAAACCUACUCUGUUUGUUAGGAGCAAUCAGUCUCUGGCUGAAGGUGCUCCUCUGUUCGACCAGAGCGUUGUGGAGAGGGUGAGAGCCAUGCUGAAGUAUCGCCCGCACCUUUGA